Molecule: messenger RNA, 2272 nt
Organism: Aegilops tauschii subsp. strangulata
Lineage: Eukaryota; Viridiplantae; Streptophyta; Magnoliopsida; Poales; Poaceae
Product: endoglucanase 7
Biological process (GO): carbohydrate metabolic process
Molecular function (GO): hydrolase activity, hydrolyzing O-glycosyl compounds
Source: RefSeq, a predicted model, not a curated record
UCCAAAACGCAGCUUCGCUCCCUCGCUCGCUCGCUCAUAUUUGCAUCGUUUCUUUCCUGCCUGCCUGCCUGCUCCUCUCUUGCUAUCUACUACCUCUCGAGUUUUAUAUUCCCCCGGCCCGGCCCGGCCGCCGAACCGGUUCAACGCGGUGCGCGUGCGUGUGCUGGACCCGGACGCCGGCCGCGAAUAUAAGCGCGCCAGCCCACGGCCUCAGGUCGGAGGACACUGCCCCGCCCUGCUCUCCACACAGCACACAACGGCGCGAGAGAGAUCACACACACAAACACAAACACCUACGCUCGCACACAGGCUAAGCUAGCAGAGCCGGCAGAGGGCGGCGCGGCGGUGAUCACAGGGCGCGCCCCGGGCACGCACAAGCGAAGGCACACCAACAAUCCGAGUAGCAUCUUCUUGCGCAAUGAGAUCAGGGAGCGCCGCGGCCGCCGCCGUAAUCUUGUCUCGACGGCUCGGAGCCGUGUUGCUGCUGGUGCUGCUUCUGAUCGCGGCAACGGCGGCGGCGGCGGAGGGGAGCAAGAGCGGGAGCGGCGACGGCAAGGCGCACAACUACGAGGAGGCGCUGCGGAAGAGCCUGCUCUACUUCGAGGCGCAGCGGUCGGGGCGGCUGCCGCACGGGCAGCGCGUGCCGUGGCGCGACCACUCGGGCCUCACCGACGGCCUGGAGCAGGGGGUGGACCUGGUGGGCGGCUACUACGACGCCGGCGACCACGUCAAGUUCGGCCUGCCUAUGGCCUUCACCGUCACCAUGCUGUCCUGGAGCAUGCUCGAGUACGGCGCCGACGUCGCGGCGGCCGGCGAGCUCGCGCACGCGCUCGAGGCCAUCAAGUGGGGCACCGACUACUUCAUCAAGGCGCACACGCAGCCCGACGAGCUGUGGGCCGAGGUGGGGGACGGCGACACGGACCACUACUGCUGGCAGCGGCCGGAGGACAUGACGACGUCGCGGCAGGCGUACAAGGUGGACCGCGACCACCCGGGCUCCGACGUCGCCGGCGAGACGGCCGCCGCCAUGGCCGCCGCCUCCAUGGUCUUCCGCAAGUCCAACCCGCACUACGCCCACCUCCUCCUGCACCACGCCCAGCAGCUGUUCGAGUUCGCGGACGGGUACAGGGGCCAGUACGACAGCAGCAUCGCGGAGGUGAAGAGCUACUACGCGUCGGUGAGCGGGUACAAGGACGAGCUGCUGUGGGCCGCCCUGUGGCUCCACCGCGCCACCGGCAAGCCCGGCUACCUCGACUACGUCGUCGACAACGCCCACGACUUCGGCGGCACCGGCUGGGCCAUCACCGAGUUCAGCUGGGACGUCAAGUACGCGGGCGUCCAGAUCCUCGCCGCAAGACUGCUGCUGAGGGGAGAGCACACGGCGGAGCAGAAGAGGACGCUGGAGCGGUACCAGGCCAAGGCGGAGCACUACGUGUGCGCGUGCCUGGGCCGGAACGCGCAGGCCGGCGGCGAGGACGCCAACGUGGAGCGGAGCCCGGGCGGGAUGCUCUACAUCCGGCAGUGGAACAACAUGCAGUACGUGACCAACGCGGCGUUCCUGCUGUCCACGUACGCCGACUACCUGGCCGAGGCCGGCGUGGGGACGGUGACCUGCGCCGGCGGCGAGACGGCGGGCGCCGGCGAGGUGGCGGCACUGGCCAGAGCGCAGGUGGACUACGUGCUGGGCACCAACCCCAGGGGCGUCAGCUACCUCGUGGGCUACGGCGCCAAGUACCCCGCCAGGGUGCACCACCGCGCCGCCUCCAUCGUGCCGUACAAGCACAGCAAGCAGUUCAUCGGGUGCUCGCAGGGGUUCGAACACUGGUUCGGCCGCCGCAGCUCCAACCCCAACGUGCUCGUCGGCGCCAUCGUCGGCGGGCCCGACCGGAGGGACCGGUUCAGGGACAACCGGGACAACUACAUGCAGACGGAGGCGUGCACCUACAACACCGCGCCCAUGGUGGGGAUGUUCGCCAAGCUCAACCGGAUGGCGAGGGAGGAGAGGGAGCGGAGAGCUGCCACGGCGAGAAGCGGCACGGCGGCCGAGGUGUAAAUGGAUUUAGAUAGGUUAUAGGUCUCGAGGGGGCUGUACAAUUUUCCCCAUUCUUUUGUUCAUUUCUUCUCCUUCUUUGGAGGUUUCUUGAUACACAGGAAGGAUGGAGAUGGGUGUAGUAUACGAGAAAAGAAAAAGGGCUGGAGGCAUUGACGUGCAAAUGUAAAUUCGCUGCCUGUACAUACGAGAAAAGGAAAAUGAGAAUUCAAGUUAUAUAUC